Messenger RNA from Alternaria atra, 1071 nucleotides. RefSeq lists its product as uncharacterized. The transcript has a single exon. The record is from RefSeq and is a predicted model, not a curated record. The coding region runs from base 1 to 1071 and encodes 356 amino acids. Lineage: Eukaryota; Fungi; Ascomycota; Dothideomycetes; Pleosporales; Pleosporaceae.
AUGUUGUUCGAAGACCUAGCCACAGAACUCGUCGUGCAGGUGUUCUUAUCAUGCCGUUCCGUCACCGACGUAACAGCUCUAUCCUCCACUUGUCGUCGUUUCCGCAACAUCUAUUCUUCCUCCCAGAAACUCCCUAUCCUCGAAAAUGCCGCCGAAACGCAGUUCGGACCGCUCGAAGACCUCACCCAGCUCCUUACCCACAAUGCCAGUCAGCCUGCGCACAUCGUUCGCUCCGUUCCUUUCUCUCUAGCACUGCUUAAGCAGAUUGUGCAUCAUGGGCGCGUGGCGGAGAAAUGGUGCGAUAUAUACCCGUUCAAGAAGUGGAAGCACAACUAUGAGAGCCGCCGUCUCUUGACAACGGAUGAGCGCUACCUAGUCAGAAGAGCCAUAUACAGAAUAUGGCUGUACUCACGCGCCUUCCACAACCGCGAUCACCCUCGCGAAUCCCGCGCAACAAGACUCGUUCUGCUCAAGCGCGCAGCACUCCUACACAACUGGAGUACCUGGGCACUAGCCGAAAUCGCCGAUGUCCAUAGUGUCAUACGAGAGGUCGUACAGAGCAACGUCUGUCCAUCGAACGGCACCAUUGCGAGAAAGUUCAAGAAGCGGCAUCCUGGCAAUGAGCAUUCUUUGCUAUUCAACAUCCACCUCAACUAUCCACCUACGGCCCCCCAAGCCUUUAAUCCCUUUACACCGAACCCUCUCUCCACCUACUUCAAUAACACACCAACCUAUACCUCGCGCUACGCCGCAUCGAAGUACUCUCUGCACCCAUCCCACGAAGUCGGCGCUGAAGGCUGGGGCGACGAUAUCCCCCACUACUACGUUAUCGAGGACUACAUGAAACUCGAUCCCGCUCAGAUACUAUACUUGAAGGAGCAUGCGCCGCUAAAGGGCAUGGUGGAGAGUUACGUGAGGAGCUUGUGUCCGGAUUAUGAUUGGUUUACCAACAACGGGGAGACGUGGGUGCAGACGUUGGAGUUUGUGCUCGAUGAGCGUGGAGAGGAUGUUGGGGACUUUAUGGGUGCUAUAUCGGAUGGGGUAGCGGGUGUUGCUGUGAAUGACGUGUGA